Messenger RNA from Eurytemora carolleeae, 902 nucleotides. Its product is annotated as G2/mitotic-specific cyclin-B3. Gene Ontology annotation, molecular function: cyclin-dependent protein serine/threonine kinase regulator activity. The coding region runs from base 43 to 882 and encodes 279 amino acids. Lineage: Eukaryota; Metazoa; Arthropoda; Copepoda; Calanoida; Temoridae. Gene Ontology annotation, biological process: mitotic cell cycle phase transition; regulation of cyclin-dependent protein serine/threonine kinase activity. The record is from RefSeq and is a predicted model, not a curated record. Gene Ontology annotation, cellular component: cyclin-dependent protein kinase holoenzyme complex; cytoplasm; nucleus. The transcript is spliced from 11 exons.
AUUAAUUUAGGCGGAGGUAAUGCAUCAAAUCUGAAGAACCAGAUGAAAAAAGGACUGACUAACAUUGUCGCUAAAGGAGGACUUAAGGUCCGGGAGACUAAGACAAGCAUGCUGCGACAAAGUUUCCGGAAGAAAACUGAUAAAACUGAGAAGAUUGAGAGUAAAGAAGAGAAUAAGACUGAAAACAAGGCGGAGAAGAGCAUCGAAGAAAAUCUUUCGAGUUCCUCCGAGGAACUACUGGUUUGCGAACUAGACUCCUCUCCCAACAACACGGUGAGACAGGUAUCCUCCGGACCCCCGACUGAAGAAAUACCUCAGGAUUUUAAAAUUAUCUCCCCACCAAGGAAAACUCCACCUGAAGGCGUUGUUGAUUUUGACCUCGAGACUUAUGGAGACCCAUCCCAGCAUGCGGAAUACGUUCUUCAGACCUUCCAAUAUUACAAGGACCGUGAGCCAUUGUUCAAGAUUCCUGAUUAUAUUUCAGCCCAGAAGGAACUCACUGAGCCCAUGCGAGCUAUUCUUGUUGAUUGGUUGGUUGAGGUCCAGGAGAGUUUUGAACUGAACCACGAGACUCUGUACACUGCUGUAAAAUUAACAGACCUUUAUCUUUCUAAGAAACAGGUGAAGAAGGAAGAUUUACAGUUAGUUGGAGCUACAGCCUGUCUGAUUGCAAGCAAGGUUGAUGAACGUAUUCCUCCAAUGGUUGAUGAUUUCCUGUAUGUAUGUGACGAUGCCUACACAAGGGACCAGAUCAUGAGACUGGAGAGGAAGAUGCUGAGCGUGGUCGGGUUCGAUCUAGGAUUCUCCCUCUCAUACAGGUUUCUCCGAAGAUAUGGCAGAGUAUGCAAAGUAACCAUGCCUGUACUUACUCUAGCGAGGUAAAAAAAAACCUGUCAAUUUUC